This is a messenger RNA of Eremothecium gossypii ATCC 10895, 2574 nucleotides long. RefSeq names its product trehalose-phosphatase TPS2 (gene TPS2). Gene Ontology annotation, molecular function: catalytic activity. The transcript has a single exon. Gene Ontology annotation, cellular component: cytosol; alpha,alpha-trehalose-phosphate synthase complex (UDP-forming). Gene Ontology annotation, biological process: fungal-type cell wall organization; cellular response to heat; trehalose biosynthetic process. The record is from RefSeq and is marked provisional. Bases 1 to 2574 code for a protein of 857 amino acids. Lineage: Eukaryota; Fungi; Ascomycota; Saccharomycetes; Saccharomycetales; Saccharomycetaceae.
AUGACCAAGGACACAUGUACUGGCGCACGGCGCGUGAUCAACUGCGUAGCGCAGCUGCCGUUCCGGACGCAGGCGCGCGGCGCGGACUGGCAGGUGGAGCCCACAGCGGGCAACUCGGCGCUGCACGCGUCGCUGACGCGGCUGGGCGACGGGUGGGAACAGCACGUGGUAGGCUGGACCGGCGAGGUAGGCAGCGCGGACGGAGAGGCGCCGCAGUACCUGACGGCGGAGGAGCGGGCGGCUGCCGCGGGUCGGCUGCAGGAGCGGGCGGGCGGGCUACGGCUGCACCCGGUGUGGCUGCUGCGCAAGGACCAGGCGCGGUGGCGGGCGUACGCGGAGAACGUGCUGUGGCCGGCGCUGCACUACAUCCUGAACCCGCCGUCGGACGGGCAGCAGGAGAACACGUGGUGGUACGACUACGUUCGGUUCAAUGAGGCGUACGCGAUGAAGGUGGCGCAGGUGUACCGGCCCGGGGACGUGGUGUGGGUGCACGACUACCAGCUGAUGCUGCUGCCGCAGCUGCUGCGGAUGCGCUUCGGCGACGCGCUGAUCGGGUACUUCCACCACUCGCCGUGGCCGAGCAACGAGUACUUCCGCUGCUUGCCGAAGCGCAAGGAACUGCUGGACGGGCUGCUGGGCGCGGACCGGGUGUGCUUCCAGAACGAGGGCUUUGCGCGGCACUUUGUGUCGAGCUGCAUGCGGCUGCUGGGCGCGGAGGCGAGCGGGGAGACGGGUGCGGACGGCACGGUGUACCGGAUCAGCGCCUACGGGGGUGACGUGUUGGUGGACUGCCUGCCGCUCGGCGUUGACACGGAACAGCUGCUGGAGGAGGCGUUCACGGAGGACGUGGACGCGAAGGUGCAGGAGAUUCGCCGCGCCUACGAGGGCAAGCACAUCAUUCUGGGGCGCGACCGCCUGGAUGCCGUGCGCGGCGUGGUGCAGAAGCUGCAGGCGUUCGAGAUGUUCCUGACGAUGUACCCUGAGUGGAAGGACAAGGUUGUGCUGAUCCAGGUGAGCAGCCCCACCGGCAUGGAACGCGACCACCGCGUCGAGGUCCAGGCGAACGAGCUGGUCAAUUCGAUCAACGCGCAAUUCGGCGAUCUGAACUUCAAUCCGGUGCAGCACUACCACAUGCGCAUUCCAAAGAACGUUUACUAUUCGCUGCUGCGCGCGGCGGACCUGUGCGUGGUCACGUCUGUCCGGGAUGGGAUGAGCACUACGGCGCUGGAGUACGUGACGGUAAAGUCGCGCUCGUCCAGCCUCGGCUGCUACGCAAGCCCGCUUGUGCUAAGCGAGUUUUCCGGCAGUAGCACCGUCCUGCAGGACGCUAUGAUCGUGAACCCCUGGGACUCGGUGGCCGUUGCGAAGGCAAUAAAGAAGGCCCUCUCUCUCUCCGAGGAGCAGAAGGGUAAGCUAGAGCGUGCACUGUGGCAGCACGUGCCCACCGUACAGGACUGGACCUCCAAGUUCCUGGAGGGCAUGCUGACACUGCAGGACCAGAAGGACGCCUCGGAGCACAAGCCCUCCACCAAGGUUACGCCCGCUUUGAACAGGCCUCUGUUGUUGCAGAACUACGAAAAGGCCCAGAGGCGUUUGUUUUUGUUUGACUACGACGGCACACUAACCCCAAUUGUCCAGGAUCCUGCCGCUGCCAUCCCUAGCGCUCGCCUGUUGAGCAUUCUACGGAAGUUGGCCCUCGACCCGAAGAAUCAGAUUUGGAUCAUCUCCGGCCGCGACCAGAAAUUUCUCUCCCGCUGGUUAGGCGACCGUCUGCCACAACUCGGCCUGAGUGCGGAACAUGGUUGUUUCAUGAAGGACGUUUCCAACAGCGAAUGGAUCAACCUAGCCUCCAAAUUUAACAUGUCAUGGCAGAUCAAAGUUGCUGAGAUCAUGGAAAAGUACACCAAAAAGACUCCUGGGUCCUUUAUAGAGCGCAAGAAGGUUGCGCUGACCUGGCAUUAUAGGCGUGCGGACCCGGAGCUUGCGGAAUACAGCGCGGCACAAUUAAAGGAAGAGCUGGAGGCUAUAGCCAGCGGCCUUGAGUUGGAAGUUAUGGAGGGAAAAGCUAACCUGGAAGUCCGUCCGAAGUUCGUCAAUAAGGGUGAGAUUGUCAAGAGACUUGUGUGGCACCCUCACGGUAGUAACCAAACUACCGAGGAUGAAUUCAAGAUCGAUGAGAACGUCUCGAAGGACAAGCUGCCUGACUUUUUGUUGUGCCUGGGCGACGACUUUACCGACGAGGAUAUGUUUAGGCAGCUCAUCGACAUCGAGGAUAAGUGGGCGGAGAAGUUCCCUAAUGAUAGAAACGAAUGGGGACACUACGGUAUUUACCCUUGUACCGUCGGCCCUGCCUCGAAGAAAACCGUUGCCAAAAACCACCUAACCGAGCCGCAACAAGUGCUAGAUACCCUGGGCCUGUUGGUUGGCGACGUUUCUUUGUUCCAGAGUGCUGGUACAGUGGACUUGGACGAUAGAGGCCAUUUAAAAAACAGCGAGAGUAGCAUGAAGUCUGAGCGGGCGGGGGUGGCUUAUGCUAUGAAGCGAAGCAGUUCAUACAAAACUGAUAGAAACUAA